CUAACAAAAAAGCAAUUGCUUGCGAAAGUAAACAAAACGAAAUCUAUUUAAGGAAAACACGAUAAAUUGGAAAAUAUGAGCAAUAGCGAGGACUCGCAGCAGUAUCUAAACGACAUGAUGGUCAAGGAGGAGGACGAGGCGUCUGGCGACGAGUCAGACAAACAGGAUGGAGGGAUUAUGCUCCGUGAACAAGACCGCUUUCUGCCCAUCUGUAACAUCAUCAAGAUCAUGAAGGUGCCGGUGCCGCAGAACGGCAAGAUCGCCAAAGAUGCACGCGAAUGCAUCCAGGAGUGCGUCUCUGAGUUCAUAUCCUUCAUUAGCAGUGAGGCCAUCGAACGCAGCGUUGCCGAGAAUCGCAAGACAGUCAACGGAGACGACCUUCUGGUGGCCUUCAGCAAUCUGGGAUUCGACAACUACGUGGAGCCACUGUCAAUUUAUCUGCAAAAGUACCGAGAGUCAAACAAAUCGGAUCGCAAUCUCUUCCUGGAGGCCAGUUAUUCACACAACGAAGAUGCAGGCUCUGCGAGUGAGACGGGCAAGCAGUAGCAUCCAGUUCACCUACCUUAUAGUUACAGUUCAAUAGGGUAGUUGUGGCAUGAAACUGGAAAUUAUAGGAUAAUUCAAGAAGUUUCUUUUGAAACUGAUGGUUCAUUAUUAAUUUUAAGUCCCCCAAUUUCCAUUGAAUGUACAAUUAACUCCCUAAUGCAAUUUAUUGUCAGUUUUUAGUUUAAAAACUUCCCCGCCAAAAAUGUCAGAUAGUGAUUAAUUACUACCUGUAUAUAAUUUUUUGUUUAUAAUCAGUUAAUGUGAGGACCCGCCCAAAACCAUAGUCAAACUUAAGGUAUAUGUAAUAAUCAAGGAUAUUACAUGUAUAUAUAUUAAGUACAAUUACUAACGCAAAGAGCCAAUAUACAAAAUUUUAUUUAAUUACAUGCUAAUUUAUAAAUAGAAAGUAAAUAUUUAUAAGCAACACAGGGAUAUUAAGUGCACAAAUAGUUAUGUAUAAGUUCAUUUUAUUCUGUAAAGGGUUUAAUAAACAUAUAUAACACA
Molecule: messenger RNA, 1050 nt
Organism: Drosophila ficusphila
Lineage: Eukaryota; Metazoa; Arthropoda; Insecta; Diptera; Drosophilidae
Gene: Nf-YB
Product: nuclear transcription factor Y subunit beta
Exons: 3
Coding region: 76-546 (156 amino acids)
Biological process (GO): regulation of transcription by RNA polymerase II
Cellular component (GO): CCAAT-binding factor complex
Molecular function (GO): RNA polymerase II cis-regulatory region sequence-specific DNA binding; protein heterodimerization activity; DNA-binding transcription activator activity, RNA polymerase II-specific
Source: RefSeq, a predicted model, not a curated record